Thalassophryne amazonica is the source of this 6541-nucleotide messenger RNA. It is a transcript of the gene zmym2, whose product is annotated as zinc finger, MYM-type 2. The transcript has 26 exons. NCBI's taxonomy places the organism in Eukaryota, Metazoa, Chordata, Actinopteri, Batrachoidiformes, Batrachoididae. Gene Ontology annotation, molecular function: zinc ion binding. The record is from RefSeq and is a predicted model, not a curated record. The coding region runs from base 130 to 4320 and encodes 1396 amino acids.
UUCUCCACAGACAAUCUCUCGGCCAAGUGGAAAGUUCGGCGUAGUGCGCACGCGCUGCCCGGGAUUAAUGUCAAGGCACAAAAGUGGCGCUACACCGAUUCCAGUUCGACUCCGGUGGCUGCUUUAGCGAUGGAUGGGGAGUUGGAGCCACACCCUGCUGUAGCAGAAGAGGCUGCUGAGCAGGUGGAACUCAUGGAUGCUGUAGCAGAAGAGGCUGUGGAGCAGGUGGAACUCAUGGAUCCCACUCCUUCCCCCCAGCAACAGACCGCUAUCACACCCCUCCCUGAAAAGUCUGGGGAUGCAGUUUCCACAGUAACGGAAGAUGAAACUGCUAAAGAGGACAUCAUAGAGGACAAUGAUGAUGAUGUGGUUGUGGUCGGGGAGGAGGUCACAGAGCUUUCUGCUGCCACCCACUCUCAAGAUGCAUCCAGCACAAACUGCCAAGAGGUGGCAGUUACUAUGUCAACUGCAAAAGGGACUGUAGACACAAUGCCUUCCGACACCCCCAGUCCUCCUGUGUCUUCCAGUGCAAGUAUGGUGGCAGCACCUUCAACAGUUCCAGCCAUAGCUGCAGAGCCCAUCGUGAUUGAUGAUGAAGACUCCUCACCAGCACCUCCUGAAGGUUCCUCUGCACCCCACUCACCCAGUGUCCUUAGCAGCACAGAGCCAGAUUCAGAGAUCAGGAUCGCCAGUGUCACCACACUGGGCUCCAGUAGCAAGAAAGGAGGCUCUUCUGCUUCAACAGUAAAUAGCCCACCACUCCCGGAGGAGGUCCAGGACAUGAAUCUGAUGAUAACUUCUGUGACAUCACUGCAGGGCGAGGCAGCGUCUGUUGCAGCAGAAAUUGAAGACCACUCAGAAGAAAAUGGUUUACAGAUCAGCGGCGCAUUCAGUUUGAAUCCUGACACCCCGUCCAGUCGGUCAUCAGCCUCCUUCAAUCCUGGACGCGGCUCAGACUCCAUGGGCCAGCUGGUACAAAACGGCGACACAGGGACCCACAACAGAACCGACACAUGGAUCUCCCAGUCGGCUUCAGCCCCCCGCAACCAAAAACAGACAGGAGUGGACUCUCCUUCACCUGCCAUUUCACUGUCUAAACCUCCAGGCCAGUCUUCCUCGUCUUCAUCCUCAGGCUCCCAGAUACAGCCCAGGACAGUGAAGGUGACCUGUGCUAACUGUAAAAAGCCUUUGAAGAAAGGCCAAACAGCAUACCAACGUAAAGGAUCAACACACCUGUUCUGCUCCACCACCUGUCUCUCUGCCUUCUCACACAAACCUGCCCCCAAGAAGAGCUGUACUAUGUGCAAAAAGGACAUUACAAAUAUGAAAGGUACCAUUGUGGCCCAAGUUGACUCCAGUGAGUCUUUCCAGGAGUUCUGCAGCACUGGCUGUCUAGGUGCAUAUGAGAACAAGCAGAAUUCGCCUAAAACUGUCGUCAAAACCAAAUGUACUGUCUGCGGCAAGCUCACAGAGAUCCGGCAUGAGGUCAGCUUUAAGACUGUAACACACAAGAUCUGCAGUGAUACAUGUUUCAACACCUACCGCAUGGCCAACGGGUUGAUCAUGAACUGCUGUGAGCAGUGUGGUGACUACCUGCCGAGCAGAGCCACAGCCAACCAUUUCCUGCUGGUCGAUGGCCAGCAGAAACGCUUCUGCUGCCAGAACUGCAUCAGGGAAUUCAAGCAGGUCCACAGUAAGCUUGCAAGCUGCCUGACCUGCAAAACUCUUAUCAAAUCAGGUGAAGUUCUCCACAGUCUCGAUUCAGGAGGCACCAUGGGCUGUUACUGCUCCGUCAACUGCAUGAACAAAGGCAGUGUGGCAUCAAGCACCUUCAUCAAUGCAGAACCCACAUGUCAUUAUUGUAAAAGGAAUUCAUUGCCACAGUACCAAGCAACAUUGCCAGAAGGAAACAUCCUUAACUUCUGUAGCUCCCAAUGUGUUACAAAGUUCCAGAAUGCUACUCUUCAAACAACCACCAAUGGCCAAACACAAUUAUCCACUACAAAUGACAUCAUCCAGCUUAAAUGUAAUUACUGUCGAGGAGCUUUCAGUUUAAAGCCUGAAAUUUUGGAAUGGGAGGAUAAGAUGUACCAGUUCUGCAGUAAGACGUGCUGUGACGACUACAAAAAGCUUCACUGUAUUGUCACAUUCUGUGAGUACUGUCAAGAGGAGAAGACCCUACACGAGACCGUUAACAUCUCCGGAGUAAAACGACCUUUCUGUAGUGAAGGGUGUAAGCUGUUGUUCAAGCAGGACUUCAUCAAACGACUGGGUCUGAAGUGUGUUACGUGUAACCACUGCAGUCAGCUGUGUAAGAGAGGUGUGACCCAGCAGCUGGGUGGCAUGACCCGGGAUUUCUGCAGCGAAGACUGUGCAAAGAAGUUUCACGACUGGUACUACAAGGCAGCACGGUGUGACUGCUGUAAGGUUCAGGGGAACUUGACAGAAUCUGUGAUGUGGAGAACUGAGCUGAAGCAGUUUUGUGACCAACAUUGUCUGUUGAAGUUCUACUGCCAGCAGAAUGAUCCCAUCAUGGUCACGCAGAAAGGUCCAGAGAACAGCAGUCUGGGGUGUGAAAUGCAAGGGGCCAAACAUGGUCUGAUGAACCACGGCACUGUUUCGUAUGCUGGUGGUUUUUUGAGAGAUGUCAAGAACAAAGCUGUACUCUGCAAACCGCUCACCUUAACCAAGGCUACUUACUGCAAGCCGCACAUGCAAAGCAAACCAUUGCAAACAGAUGUGGACGAUGGCAUAAAGCGGGAGUAUGUACCUGUACCUAUACCUGUGCCUGUCUUCAUCCCCAUACCCAUGAAUAUGUAUUCCCAGGUCACUCCCACACCAGUCUCCCUACCUGUACCUGUUCCUGUGCCUGUAUUUCUCCCCACCACUCUGCAGGGGGCAGAGCAGAUUGUCCAGACUAUGUGCAACCUGAAAGAUAAGCUACCCACUGACCAUCUGAAUGCCAGUCUGCAUUCGGCGGCUGAGGUGAUCACACAGGACCAGAAGCCAGAUGUAAAGCCAGUAAAUGUGAAGAGCGCGUGUAAAGAGGAUGUGUCCAGCAGCAGCUCUGACGAAGAAGAGGAGGAAGAAGACAAGUAUGAGUCUGACUUGGACCUUGAGACCGAUUAUCCUCAAGCCUCAGACCCUGAUCCAGUCCUGGAGGGAAUGGAUGAGGACUUGGGCUUCUCACUACCUCCAGUUCUAGCAGAGGACAAGGAGGAGCCAGAGGAGUCAACACCUCGGCCCCAGCCCAGGAAACAUGGCAACAAGAGGCAAGCGGUAGAGGAGGAGCCACUUGAGUCGUCAUCUCCAUCCCGAUUGACAGGCAGACAUUCAGAAGGGCGGUCGCUACCUCUCAAAGCUCGCUAUGGUGUCAAUGCCUGGAAACGCUGGACACUAGCUUCUUGUGACAAAUCAGAAAAUGCCAGUGCAAUGGAUGGCUCCAAACCAGCCCGGCCUAAGACCAGUCUCUCCUCUCUGAGUUCAGAGGAGCUGAAUGUGGCUUUGUCCCGGUUUGUCAGAGAAGUCUGUCGGCCCAGUGGGGAGCGCUAUUCUCCAGACAGCAUCCUCUACCUCUGUCUAGGGAUCCAGCAGCAUCUUCACACCAAAGGCCGGAAGGAUGACCUGUUUAGUGACCCGUGUUAUGAGCAGUUCGGGGAGGAACUUAACAGGGUCUUAAAGGACUGGCAGCCCAGUGUACUUCCUGAUGGCUCACUCUGGGGUCGCGUGGAGGAGCAGAGCCUGUGGAGCAGUCGGCAGCUCGGGGAACAGAGUCCUGGUGCAUUGCUGCGCUCGCUGGUCUACCUGAACACCAAAUAUUUUGGUCUCCGUACUGUCGAACAGCACCUCCGCCUCUCCUUCGCCAAUGUCUAUGGCCCAGACACCGUCCAUCCUGUAACAAAGGAAACCACCGUCUGUAUCCGUGUGCCUUCCAUCUCUCAGGAUCACCAUGUGCAAAUAAGGUCUAAGAAGAGGAAACGUAAAGCAGAGGAUGACGACCGCGAAUAUGAUCCAGACGAUGACACAGGGGGCUCCACCAUCCGCUGCCCCGUUAAGAAACACGAGUGUCACCUGUACGAACUCUACAGAUCCAAGUGUCCGGCGUUGUUGCGGGAACGUCUGGAUAUCUUCUACGUACAGCCAGAUCCAGCCUGCAGCUCCAGUGAUCCGCAGUGGUUCACCACCACCCUGCUGGAGCGACACAUUCUGGAGCGCCUUCUAACCCGAGUGCUUCUGGUCAGGGACGUGUACACAGACAAACAAUGUCUGGACGAAGACGAGGAGGAAGAGGACGGCAGUGAACAAGUUGAUGGAGUGUAGCUGUCUCGGCAUGUAUGUUGAGUCUGACAUCCACAACAAAGAACUGAGAACCUGAAAGAUGGAGGUUCUGAAGGUACUACCUCCAAUUAGACGUGUUGAUCGAUCCACUGGAGGAGUAGGAGAUAAAGGGGAGGUGUUUUUUUUACACAGUGGAGAUCUGCUGAGGUCUUGGUGUUUGAGCAGUUAGGGCACCAACAUCUCUACUACAGCUCAACCAUCUUUUGCAAAUCAAUACCAACCAAAUCUCAUGACAAUGACAAACAGUGUCAUGGAGUUUCUUCUUUAUUUCCUUCCUCACAGCUUUGAGGAGUGCUCGUGUUUCAUGUUUCAACAGACGUAAUGCUGUGUUCCUCUUCCGCAUUGGAAGUUGGAUUCCAGUUGGUAGUUCACAGUUCCUGCCAGGAGUUCUUCUCGGACAAAGCAGAACGGUUCAGCUUACAUGAUUUUUAGUUGCUUGUAUUAGCCACAGAUGUUAACUGGCUGAGUAAAGUAUCCUGAGCAAAACAUUCAACACAGAACUGAAAAUGUGUCCAUGUGUGGUCGAAGUCUUUCCUCAACCACAUCAGCAUCAUCCAGUGUCUCCAUCACAUUGUGCACAAUUCCCAAAAUCACUCACGUUAGUUUAUUGAUUGUUGCCCGUUCCUUUAAAAGUCUGAUGGAUAAAGAUUCCCAGGAGGGUCCAUUGAAGAGUUGGCAUCAUUCAGACAUUUUCUAGUUCUGGGGCAUUGCAUCCAAAUAAAAGACAACAUUUACUGUGCUCACUGGUGGAAUGUCACAGCGGCAUGUUGCACAAACACUCCAUGUCAGUGUGUCACUAUGUUGCACAGGUGGCACGAAUGAUGGGCCGUGUAUGAUUACAGUAUCAUGUCUACUUUCAGUUCCUGUCCUGCUGCUGUGACUGCUGCACAAACCAGAGGGCUGAAUGAGUCUGCAGCAAGUGGGACGAGGAAACUGAACAGAACAAGACUUGGGUACUAUGAAAACUGACGCUGCAACUAUAACAUUGGGUUUCUGUUGAUCUAUACCAUCUUCUAUUAAAGAUUUCAGAUCAUGGCGUCCAUAAAGGUCAUAUCAGUGUAGUGGUCUUAGUAGUCUGAAGCAGUUACUAGAUGGGGAAAAUUUACAAUACAGUUAUAUCUGCUGACAUAUACAUAAAAAAUGACAAGUCCCAACAUUUUAUUAAAUCCUUUUGGCAGUAUACAAAUAAUGAAUGUUUACCAGUGCAAUGGAAAGAAUAUUUCCAUUGCAUGAAUGAAAAACAAAAGGGACCUACAUUUUGGUGUGCGUCACUGGUUCUUUGACAUCAAGAGGUUUCAAACAGUCCAACACAAACUUUAAGUAGCAGUCCAAUCCAAAAUAGUUCUGUCAGCUUGUCACAUAGUUCAAAAACAAUCCUGCCGAUGUGGUUCGUACCUAAUGCCCUUGCAAAAACAAACCCCACCAUGUUUGUUAUUAAGCUAAACGCCACCACCGCUAGUGCCUGCGCUGUGGUCGUGGCGUGAAAUAGCACAAAAUGUAUCGAAAAUUGCACGCUAAAUGGAACACAAUGUCAAAUAGUAUGAAUAAGCCAUAUCACGUGACAUACAAACAAAUCAAAUGUUAAGGAUCUAUUUAGCUGUUACAUAAAGUAAUCUAAUUGAGGUUUGAUGUUUUACAGUUUAAACAUGAACUUUAUUGCAAAUAACUAUAAAUAUAUCCAACAACCAACCAUCGUACAUCAUGCUGCUUUCACUCGGCUUGGCGGCAUUGCUCAGAAUUGGCAUAAAAUAGACUUCUUGUCUAUUUUGGCUCUACCUAGCUAGCAAACACCCACUCUGAAAUCAAAUGGCAGCUGGUCACUUGGCCUACAUCUCUUGUAGCUAAUGUGACCAAGGGGUGAUUGGGGAGUGGUCCCAGCCAUGCUUGACAGCAUUGUAAAUAGUACCAUCGGCGGACCUUCUGCUGGAUAAACUACGCAAUGACACCAUUUCCAACAGCCAAAGUGUUUUUUUGCAUUAUUUGUUUGGUAAAAUAAGUUUUCAUAUGGGCUAAAAUAACGCCAGUACCGAUAUGUUUGCAAAGGGCUGACGUAUUGGUGAUGCUGAAGUGCGGAGUUGAAUGUUUUGCUCAGUAUGGAAGGACACUCAGUGCACCUUUAUAUUUCAAACACUAAGUAGUCUACAAAAGAAUAAAAUAUAAAUAUGACACUGCACUUUAGUGUGACAUGCGUCCUUUGUGCAGU